AGCCUGAGCUACCGUGCCCAGCCACUUUUUCUCUUUAAAGAAGUGUUUAGAAUUGUUUCUGUAGAGUGGUGGUCUUGCUCUGUUACUCAGGCUGGUCUCGAACUCCUGUCUUCAAGCCUCCCACAGUACUGGGAUUAUAGGCAUAAGCCGUUGUGCUGGCCAGGCUGUCCUUUUUCUGUUCUGCCCUCUCCCACCUUCAUGACUCCAGGACAGGCUUCUGGCCUUCUAGAAGGAAUGAACUGGAGGAGGCUCAAAAUGGUCUCUCCUGAGGCUGAUUUGAAGGAAUGUGGGGUGUUUUUCUUGGAGUGGGGAAAACUUAAGUAUGCACGGGUUAUCUCCAGUUACCUUUUAUUCCUUAGAGCUUUUAUAAAAGUGAUUAUUGUGGUAAAAUACACAGCAAAAUUUGGAGACUUUAUCUCUAACUGUGCUGUUCUGUGGCACUGAGCAUACACUGAAGUGCAGCCAGGACCCCCAUUGGCCCCCAGUUCCCCUCCUCGGUUGAAGCUCUGGACCCUUUAGCAGCUGUUCCCUGUCCUCUCAGCCCGACACCCUUCUACUUUCCACCCGCAAUGGGUGUGACUGCUCUAGAGACCUCACGAAAGAGAAGUAAGGGGUAGCUCUCCUUCUGUGGCUGGCCUGUUUCACUUAGCGUCACGUUCUCAAGGCUUAUCCAGUCCCUAGAUUGCUCAAGGAGGCCACCUGCAGUCAGUGUCAGGAUGGUAGCUUUGCGUGGUGUGGAGCACACCUCCACCACGGCAUCCAGCUGAGGCCGAGGAGGGAGAAGUCCUGGGGGAGGCCAGCUUGGCCUGGGGUGCCUCUGAGCACCACGAUUCCCCCAGGGGUGCUGGGACUCCGAGCAGGCCUCAGCCUGUCGUCGGUUUCGGCUUCAGCUGAGGUGACAGCCUUUCCCUGUAGUGGAACCCCCUUCUUCUUCUUUCCCAGACUGCGGCGUCCUGGAGUUGAUGGGAGCUGCAGCACCGUGCCAGGCCAGCCUCCCUCCCAGCCAGUGACUACACCUCUGCAGCACCUGGACCCAGCCCAUCUGCCCGUGUCCUCUGCCCUGGGCCCCAGGAAUGUGCCUCCUCCUGAGAGUCCCCUCCUUCGUCCCUUAGAGGAACAGGCUGCCACCAAGCUCCCACCAGCCUCCGUUACCCUGACCUUAUUUCCACCUGAUGGUGCCAGAGGCUGCUUCCCAGCCGGUAUCCUAAGAUCCUUGUUCCCUUGGUGGCUUGGUUGUUUGAGCCUCCAUUCUGGAUUGGGGGCGGUGGUCUGGGUGUGAUUCCUGUGGAGGAAACCAGCCUGAGGUGCCCUGGCCCAGGCUCGCCUGCCUGGAGUCCUUGGUGUGUACCCGUCUGUGGCCCUGGAGUCACCUCCUGCUCCUUUUCACUGGGUUUCUCCCCAGACCAAGCCCCUGGAUUUGAGUCUCUGAGCAGCCAACUGUGAUUUUUUUAAGAGAAAGAAUUCUGCUCCCUGAUUUAUUUCUAAUUCUUCUCUCCAUAACUGGACUUUAUCUGUAAGCUAUUUGUGGCUCCAGUGGUUUUCGCUUGCUCGCUUGUUUUUGUUUUAUCUUUGCCCUGAAUGUCCAUCCUGGCCUCGGCCACCUCCCUCCCCAAGUUCUGUGCUGGACCUCCUGUCUCAGCCUCCCAGAGAGGGUGCUGCUGCCCGGAGACCACCCUCAGCGAUGGACCUCUCUGUCAUGCAGGGCAGGGCAGGGCAGGGCUGUUGGCAGAGCCAUGACCUGAACCCCGCCUCCUCCCCCUGCUCUCCUUAAGGGUCUUUCCCAGAUGUGAAGGUCCCUCCCGGGCUCUACUGAGGCCAGACCAAUUCCCAGUGGCUUGGGAACCCUCGUUUACUGCAGCACCAGUGCCUGCCCUCCUGCUUCCCAGGCCAGGCUGCCAGGUGAGCCCCUGGCCGAGGGAGGUCGCCCCGUGGAGGCUGGAAGGACUCGAGUUUCCCGUCUCCUCGCCUCCCCCAGGUCUUUCCUCGUCUGGACUCAUCUCUGGGUAACUCAUGGUGUGAGUGGCCGUGUGGCUGGCUCAGGUAAGUCCUUUUUAGACCCCAGGUAACUCACUGGCUCAUCUGGGGCCCAUUGCCAUGCCCACCAGGAUGUCCCCCAGGGUGUCACCACUGCGCUGUAGAGGUCUCCUGAGUGUUUUAUUUUCUCUGGCCCAUUUCCCGACAGGUGUUUGGAGAAAGAAACGCCAGGCCCCCUCCUGCCCACCCCCAGCCUCAGAAACACGCCCAGCCCCACGAUGGCAGCAGAGACACUCAACUUUGGACCUGAGUGGCUCAGGGCCCUGUCUGGGGGCGGCAGCGUGGCCUCCCCUCCCUCGUCCCCUGCCAUGCCCAAAUACAAGUUGGCUGACUACCGCUACGGGCGAGAGGAGAUGCUGGCCCUCUAUGUCAAGGAGAACAAGGUCCCUGAAGAGCUGCAGGACAAGGAGUUUGCUGCAGUGCUGCAGGAUGAGCCGCUGCAGCCCCUGGCCCUGGAGCCGCUGACUGAGGAGGAGCAGAGAAACUUCUCCCUGUCAGUGAACAGCGUGGCUGUGCUGAGGCUGAUGGGGAAAGGGGCUGGACCCCCCCUGGCUGGCACCUCCCGAGGCAGGGGCAAUACUCGGAGCCGAGGCCGUGGCCGCGGUGACAGCUGCUUUUACCAAAGAAGCAUCGAAGAAGGCGAUGGGGCCUUUGGACGAAGCCCCCGGGAGAUCCAGCGCAGCCAGAGCUGGGAUGACAGAGGCGAGAGGCGGUUUGAGAAGUCAGCAAGGAGGGAUGGAGCACGAUGUGGGUUUGAGGAGGGAGGGUCUGGCCCAAGGAAGGAGCAUGCCCGCUCAGACAGCGAGAACUGGCGGUCCCUACGGGAGGAGCAGGAGGAGGAGGAGGAGGGCAGCUGGAGGCUCGGGGCAGGGCCCCGGCGAGAUGGCGACCGCUGGCGCUCCGCCAGCCCUGAUGGUGGUCCCCGCUCUGCUGGCUGGCGGGAACAUGGGGAACGGAGGCGCAAGUUUGAAUUUGAUUUGCGAGGGGAUCGAGGAGGGUGUGGUGAAGAGGAGGGGCGGGGAGGGGGAGGCAGCUCUCACCUUCGGCGGUGCCGAGUGACCGACGGCUUUGAGGAGGACAAGGAUGGGCUCCCAGAGUGGUGCCUGGACGAUGAGGAUGAAGAAAUGGGCACCUUUGAUGCCUCUGGGGCCUUCUUGCCUCUCAAGAAAGGUCCCAAGGAGCCCAUUCCUGAGGAGCAGGAGCUGGACUUCCAGGGGCUGGAGGAGGAGGAGGAGGAGCAGCCUUCCGAAGGGCUAGAGGAGGAAGGGUCUGAGGCGGGUGGGAAGGAGCUGACCUCACUGCCUCCCCAGGAGGAGAAGCCCAGUUCCCCAUCCCCGCUGCCCACCUUGGGCCCAUUCUGGGGGACUAAUGGGGAUGGGGACGAAGUUGUGGAGAAAGACCCCACAGCCGCCGAUGAUGAUAUUCGGGGGAUCCAGCUGAGUCCUGGGGUGGGCUCCCCCACUGGCCCACCCGGAGAUCUGGAGGAUGAUGAAGGCUUGAAGCACCUGCAGCAGGAGGCAGAGAAGCUGGUGGCCUCCCUGCAGGACAGCUCCUUGGAGGAGGAGCAGUUCACGGCUGCCAUGCAGACCCAGGGCCUGCGCCACUCCGCAGCUGCCACUGCCCUCCCGCUCAGCCAUGGAGCUGCCCGGAAGUGGUUCUACAAGGACCCGCAGGGCGAGAUCCAAGGCCCCUUCACAACACAGGAGAUGGCAGAGUGGUUCCAGGCUGGCUACUUCUCCAUGUCGCUGCUGGUGAAGCGGGGCUGUGAUGAGGGCUUCCAGCCGUUGGGCGAGGUGAUCAAAAUGUGGGGCCGCGUGCCCUUCGCCCCAGGGCCCUCACCACCCCCACUGCUGGCACUGGCUCAGCUGUCGCCUGAGCAGGGCAACAUGGACCAGGAGCGGCUGAAGAAGCAGCAGCAGGAGCUGGCUGCGGCGGCCUUGUACCAGCAGCUGCAGCACCAGCAGUUUCUCCAGCUGGUCAGCAGCCGCCAGCUCCCGCAGUGCACGCUCCGGGAGAAGGCAGCUCUGGGGGACCUGACGCCACCGCAGCAGCAGCAACAGCAGCAGCAGCUCACGGCGUUCCUGCAGCAGGCGCUCAAACCCCCCAGAGGCGGGGACCAGAACCUGCUCCCGACGAUAAGCCGGUCCUUGUCGGUGCCGGAUUCAGGCCGCCUCUGGGACAUACAUACCUCAGCCUCAUCACAGUCAGGUGGUGAGGCCAGUCUUUGGGACAUACCAAUUAACUCUUCGACUCAGGGUCCAAUUCUAGAACAACUCCAGCUGCAACAUAAAUUCCAGGAGCGCAGAGAAGUGGAGCUCAGGGCGAAGCGGGAGGAGGAGGAGCGUAAGCGCCGGGAGGAGAAGCGCCGCCAGCAGCAGGAGGAGCAGAAGCGGCGGCAGGAGGAGGAAGAGCUGUUUCGGCGCAAGCAGGUGCGGCAGCAGGAGCUGCUGCUGAAGUUGCUACAGCAGCAGCAGUCGGUCCCCGUGCCCCCUGCGCCCAGCUCCCCGCCCCCGCUCUGGGCUGGCCUGGCCAAGCAGGGGCUGUCCAUGAAGACACUGCUGGAGUUGCAGCUGGAGGGCGAGCGGCAGCUGCACAAGCAGGCCCCGCCUCGGGAGUCAGCUCGGGCCCAGGCCCCCAACCACCGAGUGCAGCUUGGGGGCCUGGGCACUGCCCCCCUGAACCAGUGGGUGUCUGAGGCUGGGCCGCUGUGGGGCGGACCAGACAAGAGUGGGGGCGGCAGCAGCAGCCUGGGGCUCUGGGAGGACACCCCCAAGAGUGGCGGGAGCCUGGUCCGAGGCCUCGGCAUGAAGAACAGCCGGAGCAGCCCAUCUCUCAGCGACUCAUACAGUCACCUGUCAGGUCGGCCCGUUCGCAAAAAGACAGAGGAAGAAGAGAAGCUGCUGAAGCUGCUGCAGGGCAUCCCCAGGCCCCAGGACGGCUUCACCCAGUGGUGCGAGCAGAUGCUGCACACGCUGAGCGCCACGGGCAGCCUGGAUGUGCCCAUGGCUGUAGCGAUCCUCAAGGAGGUGGAAUCCCCCUAUGAUGUCCACGACUAUAUCCGUUCCUGCCUGGGGGACACGCUGGAAGCCAAAGAAUUUGCCAAACAAUUCCUGGAGCGGAGGGCCAAGCAGAAAGCCAGCCAGCAGCGGCAGCAGCAGCAGGAGGCGUGGCUGAGCAGCGCCUCCCUGCAGACGGCCUUCCAGGCCAACCACAGCACCAAACUCGGCCCUGGAGAGGGCAGCAAGGCCAAGAGGCGGGCGCUGAUGCUGCACUCAGACCCCAGCAUCCUGGGGUACUCCCUGCACGGAUCUUCUGGUGAGAUCGAGAGCGUGGAUGACUACUGACCAGCCCGGACCCCCAGCCCCUGGGCUGUAGGCCAGGGCGGCAGCAGAGGCGUGGACCUGAGGGUCGCAGCCUGCAGGCUUCCUGCAGGGAGCAGAGGAGGAGGCAGGGGCGGGGUCCCCAGCACUUGUUACAAACACACGAUGCACCUUAACUCACCCACCACGAGGCACUUUACAGACUGGGGGAGGGGUUUUUUUUUUUAAUUUUUUAUUUUAAAUGACUUUGAAGAAAAUGUAGGAGAAGCAAAAAUAUUGUUAACUAGACUCUAAACACCCCUUCCCGCUGCGGGGAUAGUGGGUGUGACAAUGGAAGGUCCACAGAGGUUUUUUUUUUUUGUUUUUUUUUUUUUUUUUUUUUUUUUUUUUAAGAAAAAAUGAAAAAUGAAAAAAAAAUUAUUAGGAGGCUGAAAGAAAAAACACACUGUUAUUUUGGGGCAGUUGGGGAUACAGGCCCUGUGGACCUGUCUUGCCUGGCCCCCAAGGCCACACUUACCCCCCACCAGAAGGCGGGCCAUGGGGUAACUGGAAGCUCGGGGCCAGCAGUUUGCACAGGAGGCCUGUCUGAGCUCCGCCUGCCAGACCCACUGUAAGCAGCUUCCGUAGCUGGGGCUGGCUGAGGUGUCCGGGAUGGGGCCAAAGUAGCCCCUCAGCUUUGCUGCUUUGGGGGACAGUUGCACAAAUUGGAAGAGCAGCCCCAGCUCCGCAGGCUACCAUCCUGUGCUGGCUGAGGGAUAGCAGGGGACGGGCUGUGCCAACCUCUGGCUGGCAGGGUGGGGCUGCAGGAUUCUCGACUGUGGUCCUGGUGAGGGGUGUCCCCCACCGCUGCCAUUUUGGGGGAUGCCCUGUGUUUGAACCUGAAAGCCCCAGCUCUCUGCCUUGCCACGUGAAUGUAUUCUUUGGGCCACAAGCCCCCGCCUCACCCCUGCCUGGCUCCUGCCUCACCCCUGCGAGCGGCGGGGGUGGAUGAUUGCUCCGGAGGCUGCAGAGAGAAGGCUGAGCUGUUCCUCCAGUAAAGGGGGCAGGAGGGGCCUCGAAGGCAAGGAGUGGGUGGCUUUGGGCUUAGGGUUGCAGUGGAGGGGCUGCCACCCCGGUCCCCAACCUGUAGCCAGCUCAUGGGGUGUAGACCACCCAGUUCUGCAUCUGAUCCCUCUACUGACCAAAUGGGAGAGGAACGGGCAGCCUCCCUGGUCUGAUGCGAUGCGCUUUUUACUUUUGGGUAAGGUUGGGGUGAAGAGAAGCGUGCGGCUCCUGGGUCAGGGGAGGCUGCCCCUUCUGUUGCUCACCGACUUUUUAUUCCUGGUCCACUAGUUGGGUUUGUCUCCACGCAUUUUGGGUUGUAAGUUUUGUCUUUUGGGUUCCUCAUCCAGCUCCUCCCAUUGACCUCAUUGCUCAGAGUGCAGUAUUAGGGCAAGGUUCCGCCACUGCCUUCCUCCAUGAAUGUAUUUCUCCCUCCUGCCCUGGGGACAUGGGGAGUGGCCCAUUUCUUUCCCCAUCUAGCCCCAGAAAGAUGAUGGUGUUUGGGUUUUUGUUGCUUUUUUUUUUUUUUUUUUUUUUUGCACCAAAGUGGCAACUGGGUCAGUGUUGGGGGAUCAAGCUGGCCUCGGGGUGGGGAGCCCCCACCUGCCUCUCCCUGGUUCCCACAGUGUUAGCGUCCCUGAAAAGACAAUAUUCUCUAAAGCAAUAAGGGGUGACGGGCCGGGGGGAGUGUCUGCUGCUGCUGGCCCCCAGCUCCCCUUCCCUCUUGCCAGGUGUGGGGGAGACUCCUGUUGUGACUGAAUGUAAGCCCCCCGCCCCUGCCACAGCCAAUGCAGGGGAAGGGGGGGCACUCUUCCUGUCUCUUCCUGCCCCUUCUCCCCAGCUAAAGAGACUUUGGACUUAGGGGGCCCAUGAGCCUGGAGAGGCCUUAACCCUGUGAGGAAGAGUAGGGGGAGCCCUCUCCCACCCCUAUCCCCUUCUGAGAGUGGUCAAUGUUUACAAGCCCCUGAGCCCCCCUGCCCAGGGACUCAGACUCUGUUGCUGUCCUUCCCAGCCCUGGUCUUCCUGGGCCCUCGCUGCUCCUCUGCCCUUUCUGGGGUUGGGGUGGGUGCAGGGGUCACUGUGUUUCCUGUCUGCCUUGUACCCCCAAUCUCCCCACCCCCUCUCCACCCCGUGUGACUUCUCUGUCUUUUACCUGCUCUGUAAAUACUCCCUUCUCCCAAUAAAACUUGGUGUGUGUUCUCCCA
Messenger RNA from Cebus imitator (Panamanian white-faced capuchin), 7600 nucleotides. It is a transcript of the gene GIGYF1, whose product is annotated as GRB10 interacting GYF protein 1. Gene Ontology annotation, molecular function: protein binding. The transcript has 24 exons. Lineage: Eukaryota; Metazoa; Chordata; Mammalia; Primates; Cebidae. Bases 2253 to 5378 code for a protein of 1041 amino acids. The record is from RefSeq and is a predicted model, not a curated record. Gene Ontology annotation, biological process: insulin-like growth factor receptor signaling pathway.